This is a messenger RNA of Cephus cinctus (wheat stem sawfly), 6342 nucleotides long. RefSeq lists its product as uncharacterized. The transcript has 13 exons. Bases 79 to 5778 code for a protein of 1899 amino acids. Gene Ontology annotation, molecular function: microtubule binding. The record is from RefSeq and is a predicted model, not a curated record. Gene Ontology annotation, cellular component: nucleus; cytoplasm. NCBI's taxonomy places the organism in Eukaryota, Metazoa, Arthropoda, Insecta, Hymenoptera, Cephidae.
CCCCAAAAGAGACGGCUGCUUGUUUUCCAGCGUUACUGUGACAUUUGAAAGUUAGUACGUCCAGUGUGAUUUUAAAUCAUGGACAUCCGCGUGAAGAAGAGAAAAUUGAUAAGUUCGCGUAGCGUCGCCACCAAUGCCGGCGAUCAAUACGCCGCUCCCACCGACGUUGGCGUCGGCGUCGUCGGAGGAACCAGAGGCGUCGCUGUGGCCAAAAGGGAUACAGGACGGAUUGGUCUAAAUAGUAGAGCUGGUGGUGGUCGUGGCGGCGACGGUGGUGCUGCUGGUAACGUUGGUGGUAGCGGUAACGGCGACGCUGUUGGAUCUACUGGAGGUGGCGUCGGUGGUGGCGCCAUUGCCAGAGCAGUGCGAGGUCGGACCUUGCCCAGGACGGGAGGUGCUUGCGUGCGACAGACGGAAAAUUGCAGUGCGUUAAGAAGUGCGAAAGUACCGGAUAAUAAAGGAAGGACGUUCGCUAGGAUUGUGGAAAGUGUACCUAGUACCGCUCGAGUCAGUCAUAUCAAAGAGACGAACUGGCUCGGCUCGAAGAAGAACGGGAACGUGCCAGGUUCCGAAGGGAUAGAUACGAGGACGAACGGUACCCGGAUCGCCGGGAAGAGGAAAUGGGAGGUCGAUGGGAAUACGUACGGCGCGAUUAAAGUGCCUUCCAAGGGGAUUAUCAACCACCAGCAGCAACAUCGGCUAACAGAACGAGCUCCAGGACCCACCCCGAAUAUGGCCAAGAACGUAGGGGAAAGCAAGGUACAGUUGGCUGGUGCGGUACGACAAUCCUUUCUGCCGAAGCCAAAAGUCUUUGGUCAAUCGACGCAUUUUGGUGCACGUAAAAACGUCACUUCCGUUGAUACAUCGAUAAAUGAUGUUGCCAUUACCGCCACCUCGACACCUGCUAUUGGGCCCACGAAGUCAAAUAAUACGUUACGGAAGAUGCGAAGAGGCGCAGACGGUAGAAUCAUAAAUACCGAUGAAAACACAUCUCCAUGGCCGAGGGAUGAGAAUAUAAUUGGAGGAUUCUAUUAUUUAGGGGAUCGAACGAAAAAUGAUGUCACAGCGACGAAUUGUCAUGAUCUGAAGCCACCGCAGCGAAAGAAUACCGAUCCGGUGCAAAGUAACAGGACUUAUGCGGAAUCUGAUUUGCUUGACUUAGAGGCCGAUUGCUUUGGACAGAAUUCAUUGAGCAUCCCGAAUAGAAUUCCUAAUGUCUCGCCUAAAUCGUCGCUGGCGAACAGUACAGCCAUAACAGAAAAUUCGAAUCUUCUUAAUGUAACGUUCAAUGGCCAAAUUUCCAUGAUCGAGGGACAUGCUACGAAAAAUUUGGAAAUUCCAGGCGUCCUGGGAAAGGCAGUCACCUCGGAACAAACGACGAAAACGAACGAUACGCGUAAAACCGCUGUAAACGAUACAUUCUUAAGCAAAACGCACGAGGCAACGAAGGAAAUAUCGCCGAGAAAAUCGACCGUCCUAGUGACUAAUGUGACCUACGACAGAACCUAUGAUAAAAAUUAUGAUAAGAAGUACGAUAAAACAUAUGACAAAUUGUACGACAGGACCAGGACCCAUGAUAAGACCUACGACAAGACCUUCGAUAGAACACAUGACCCGGUAAGGGCCAACGACAAGACUGCGAAGAAAUCAUUGCCAGACUGUAUCCAGUUGCCAUGCAUUGGGAGCCUAGAAAAGGUGUUACAAUCAGCGAUAAAACCGAGGGGCCCCAUUUUUGCCCUCGACGACACUUUUCUCAAUGAGAAACCCAAGAGGAAUGAGAGGAGUGCUGAUACCAAGUCCGCAGAUCGUCUCAGUCUUCUUCUAGAGAGACGAGAGGCUCUCAUGGGUGAAAAAGUAUCCGUCGAGAACAAGGUGUUCGACCUGGCUAAUAAGAAUUGCGACUCGAGAAGAUUCUCCACUAACGAAAACAGCAUCUUGUCUAUGAGCGAGAUGGACUGCAGUUUUAUCAACCCUCAAGAUUCCAUUCACUCAUCCUAUUUUAAACGACUUGAUCGAUCUGACAAAGCCUCCAAGAGUUCUGGUUCUGCGAGUCCGAAGAAGAGCGUGGAUCCUCAAGGACAGAAGAACGAGGCGUCGAGACGCGAGACUUAUUGUCUGGUAAAACCGUUGAACGACACGGGUGUAAGCCUUAUCGAUAUGAUCAGCGACAGUUGUCUUGUGGAUACUAUUUCUGGUCCGUACAGCUUCUUGGGGUUCAGUGGUAUCGAAGAAGAGGAUGAGCUGACCCCACCGGCGGCGCCACCGCCUUCCAAGGCGAGUCCAGCUCCGCAUUACCUCAUGCUUAACAAACAGAAUUCAUUUGAACACGAUGAGAGCCUUGGUAUAUUGACGCCUGAUCAGAUGACAGAUUUCACAGUCGCCCUCGAGUGCUCCAGGAGUUCGUCUUGCGAUAAUCUGACAGGUUCAGGAGGAUCCAGAUUCGCUCUGACGAGAGCAUCGGCAUCGAGACCUUCGGACUUGCCGACGUCGGCCGACGUCGAGCCUACGGAUGGUUCCAGCGAGAGGACGCCGUCUCCGGAGGAAUUACCUCUUGACCCUAAACCCGUUGGGUCUGUCGAGUCCAGCGAGCCCGCCAUCAGAGGAGUCGUUCCCGUAAGCUUCGUUACGUCGGUUACCAGUAUCACUAGCCUCGAAGCUGGUUACCAGGGUGACGGUGAGAAUUCACGACCUGCUAGUCGUGGAGCUGAUCCGCCGCCUAUGGCGCAACCAGCCAACCUGCCUGCACCAUGCGCACAUGACCCUAUGACGGAUUCGGACUUCUUCACGGAGAGCGACGCCGACGCCCACGAAGAGAUUGUACGGGGCGAUCGGAGAGCUCAGGUCAUUGAUGGUACACUCUUCUGCGCACCGGGUGAACGACGCUGUCCUAGUUUCACCGGAGAGGAAAUGGACUCUAGUGGAAUAUACUCUGAUCUGGACAAGCGACAGGAUGAACGUCAUCCUGAAGAAUCUCAAAGUCCAGAAGACAGAACACCGGAUUCCAUCGACACCGUGUCUCAGAAGAGUCAACCAUCCCCUGAUAAACCUGAUCUUGCCAAUAAUUCUCCGGUCAUUAUGGACUGCCUAGAGGUGCCGCCAAAUUCAAGCGCCUGGGAUACCUCAGCCGAUUCAAAUGUCUCUGCAAGUGCCCUUGAGCAGACUGUCAUCGAGGUAGCCAUGGUGUCCGAUACCGCUUCUCCGAAACCCGCUAACAAGUCAGAUUCGCUGCCUCUAAAGAAAUACAAGAUGCCAAAAAGAAACGUCGUGUCAAAGAUCAAAGCGAUGAUUGAGUCUGGACCCAAAGAGGAUACCGAGAAGGAAGCAAGACGUCCUCAGAGGUUACCGCGAAAGGGAGGUCGAUGGGACGCGGUGAUGAGCAAAAUAGAAGCUGGUAAAAAUGAGCAACGCUCAAGACCUCCAAGGAAGGAAGUCAAGUCAAGGGUUCUGCAAGCCCUGGGCACCUCGUUGUCAUCCUCCUCGUCAGCUACAGCAGUAACAGCGACGGCGACUACGUCGAGCAAUACAAAAUCUCCUGCCACCAGAAGAGGGACCAGUGACGUCAACAAUAAAACUAAACGAAGAUUGAGAGUUCGCCAGGACGUGAAUUCACCAACCCAGGAAACGUGUCAUAGCUCAGUUCAGAGUUCGAUGAGCGACCUCAGCAGUGCCCCAACCAAAGACACCUCCAGGAGUGUCAAAAAGCGCCUGGGUAGUCCUGGUGGGAGCGAGGGUUCCACGCAGUCGACACCCCGAAUUUUUUCACCACGGCAACAGCAACCGCCGUCUUCGUUAACUAUAAAUACUGCCACUGCUAAUUCUGAAGACAAUAACAAUAUCAAUACGAGCAACAAUAACAAUGGUAGCGCACCUUUCAGCGGCGGUCACGUCGGCAACAAUAAUAAUAGCACCAAUCAUUCGCGAGGAUUUUCGCAUUCCCAGCGGUCCCCUACGACAGUCACUCCCCCCCGAAGGUUGGUUGGUACUCGCAGCACAGCGAAUCAACAGGUUCGCUCUGGGCCUACGAGCUCCGAGGCCAAGAAGAAUUCCUUGGACGUGUCAAAGGUCAAUCUCGAAAAGAGUCCUUCGGCCGGAAGAAAACCGGCAGUUCCUAAGAGGCUGCCAUUCAACGUCCCACCGAAGUCGCCGCAGCAGCAACAACAACAGAAUUCAGGACUGACAAAGGAUCGUGGCCCAAAGGAGAGCGCUAACUCGGUGGCGAGAGCUCCUCCCGUGGAAACUCGGGAUCAGGCCGAACAGACCGAGGAGAUCAAGGACCUCAAGGAGACCCAGCUGACCGAGGAAGCCAAGUUAAGAUAUGAGAGAUGCGUCGAAAGAGAUGAACUCUCAGUUCAGGCUCUCUGCGUGAUUGUCCAGUAUCUAGCGCAUCAGCUGGAUGGAUUCUCCGCUCCGAAUCUGAAGACCGAAUGCGAGAGAAUGAAGAGCGAUUGGCUGAUGGCGCGCAUGGAGGCUGAUCAGUUGAGAGCGAAACAUCUUCAGACUGAAGAGAAUCUUAUUGUUGAGAGGGAGGAUCAUCAGAGAGCGCUCGACCGAUUGCGUACCGAUUUGGAAGCUCAGCAUGCGGAACGCAUUGCGGAUUUGGAAUCGGGACUGGAAUCAAGACUUCAGGAGGAGAGGGAUAAAUUCGAGGCCAGGUUGGUGGAGGCGUUGAAGGAGGCGGCGAUGGAACAUCAGGCUGAGAUCAACAGGAUCCGUGUCGAGCAUGAAGCGGAACAAGCGCGCAAGGAAGCUGAGACCGAUAGGCGAUCGGUCGUUCACGACCAGGGUGCUGCACUUAGAGCGGAGGUAGAAUCCCUGCGAUCAGUACUGGAGCUACGAAGUCAGGAGAUCACGAAUCUCCGGUCAGAGAUCGACGGGUUCAGGCGAGAGGUGGAAGGAAAAGAAGCGUUGGAACAGAAAGUCGAAUCCCUGGAGGCGCGAUGCGAGGAUCUUAAAGCACAAAUCCAACGGAAGGAAUCAUUCGAGAGACAGCUGUCACAUGAAAAUAAGGUCCUCUUGGAAUCGAUCCACCAAGUCUCCAAGCAGAACAAGCGUCUCUCACAGCACAGCGAAGAACUCCAGUGGAGGCUACGGCAGAACAACGAAGUCGUCACUGUGCUAGCGAAUCAACUUGCUACACCAUCUCAGAGACUAUCUCGAUCACUAGGUCCAGAGCAUCUUGAACACACUCACUCGCCAGAUGACUCGCCCCCAGCGUCCCCGAUGGUCAAGUCGAUGGUCGAGAAGAGCGACUCUGUCUCAUGGACCUUAGAAAUAGAAGAGUCACCGGAAGCAAUGGCCUCGAGACUCCUCCGAAGGUCCGGAUCAGCCUGUCGUGGGAUGAGUCCUGGUGAUCCUCGAUCGAAACGCCCAAGGCAACCAACAUCUUCCUCGUCGUCAAACUCCACUCCAGGCACAGCGACCGUCUCCAGACAAAGUUCCCUCAGACUGACGCCUCAGCGCGCUGUUGUCCUGAGGACUCGAUCGAAAAGCGUCUCCGUCGCCGAUUCCGUAACAAAGGAAACCUGGGCUCCUAUGAGCUUCACCUCUACGCCGUCCUCUGUGGUCCGCAGAAGACCUAGAAGCGACCCCGCCUCCGCGGCCGCGGUCGACGUCGACACUGACGCCGAGACGAAUCCUGGACCUAGACCUCAGGAGGCCGGCGGGGAGGCUAUGAUCUCAGAAGAGACAUCAGCAUCCAGUAGCGAGGACGAGUCCUCGGCCAGCAGUGACAUUCCCCGCCUAGCCAUGGAAUUUUCAUGGAGCGAAUCCGAAGGAUGAAUUUUUCUCUCGGCCCGUAACGUCGAUCUACGUUUAUAUGCGCCUCCGCCUCUCGAAUGUUCCAAAUAUCCAAUAUAUCUAGUAACACCCGCGAAGGGAGACUUUUUUUAAACAAAGAUCUCUUUAACUGACAGUCUUUUCGACCUUCUUACCACACUGUCCUCUCACCAUUACCGUUUUACGAAACUACCCAAAACCAAUCCUGUCUUUGACCCGACUCUCUGACCUGUCUUACAGUUAGCGAUUAGAAAUGUUGCGAGUAACGUCGCUGAGAAUCCAGUAUUAAAAUCCAGUAACGCGAAUUCAAUUAAAGUAUAUCGUUGUCUACUUACAGAACAUUAUCAUGAUUAAUGUCAUUAUUAUUAUUAUAAGAAUUAUAUUGCUAUUAUUAUUAUUAUUAUUACUAUUACCAACCAUUGUGACACUAAUUGCGAUUCUUACGAUCAAGACUAUUAUUUAUUGAAAAUAAUUAUUAUUGCGAGUAUGAUAAUUAUUACGAAGAAAUAUAAUGUAUUCUAUAUUUACCAAAUAAAUGUUAUCUACAUUAUGGCGGUUCGAAUAAAA